AUAAUAAGUUAUAUAAUAACGUAAUAAAAAUUCUGUUUCCAACAAAUGGCAGGUGGGUUUCGUGGGUAGACAAACGUACGAUCCAACUACUAAAAUCCCUUCCUCAACUGAACCUCCUCUCCCCCUCAAACAAAUCAGACGUUAAGUACUCUUCUUCCUUCACUUCCCCUGUUUUUUUUUUUUUUUUUAUAUAUGUAAACUAAUAAAUAGUACUAUAGAACUCUAAAAGCACUUCUCCUGCAGUUGAGUCCUGGAGAAUUGAAAUUGAUUCUCCCCUUUCUCUUUCUCCUUAUUAUCAGUUUGACAACAACUCUCUCUACUCUCAAGUGGGCAGUAAGAGUUGUGAGAGAUUUAAAUUUCCUCCAAAAAUAGAAAUUGUUCUUUGCUUUUCGGGAAUCCUAGUUAUUGUGGAAUUCAGUUUGAGUUCAUCAGUUUCUUCUUCUUCUGAGUGUCUUUCUGCUUAUACUACAAAAGGCCAAAAGAAGAAUAAAACUCUGAUUUGAAGUCUGAAAUCUGGAUUUUUAUGGCUUCCCACGAGAGAGAAGGUUUGCUUCCAGUUCAAUUAUUCCAAGACGGUGAUGUUUCGUCUGAAGAUUUUAAUACUAUUAGCCACCAGCAGCAGCAGAGUCUUGGUUUUAAAGGGUUGCGUAAAUACGAAUCAAUCUCAAUUUCUUGUGGGUCGUCUUAUUCUUCUUGGUCGGAUUUGAGUUCGCCGUUUGGUUCCGAACUUGAGACCACUUCCACCUCGGAAACCACUGAAAGUGAAGAUGAAGAAUUCAUUUCCGAGUUGACCCGUCAGAUGGCCGAGUCCAUGCUUCAAGAUGAUGAUGACGAAGAAGAAGAAGUAGAAUUAAAACGCGUUCAAUUUCAAGCACAAGAUCGAGAUGAUUGUAAUACCGUCGACUCUGUCUCCACUUGCUUCCCCGACAACAACUCUGAGGCAAGUGAAUCGUCGGUGAACUGGUCGGACUGCAAAUCAAGCUCUGUUUGCUAUUACAGUUGCCCGGAAUUCCCCACUCCGCCGGAAUCCUCUGUAAAUGCAGAGGACAGCUUAAGUGAUGAACAAUUGCGGCCUGUUGAAGUUUAUGAGUUGAAAAACCAGCCACAAUUGAAUAAUAAUAAUCAAGACUCUGGUGUUGUUGGUGGGUAUGGUAAUAAACGAGUUGAUAAGUCGGCAACUGAGUCAACUCAUCAACCACUCCACCAGCAAAAGGAACAACAAAACAGAGUUGGCGGCGGCGGCGGCAAAGCAUGGAAGCAGCAAGGGAAGAAGAACAACAAUAUUCUUCCCCCAGUAUUACCAACGCAACCAAACGGGUCGGGUAUGCGGGCGGUAUUUCUGGGCGGAUCUGAUAAAAACGGGUACACUAGUACAACUGGGACGGGCGUUUUCCUCCCAACUGCAGCCGCUUAUACCAAACCCGAACCCAAAAGAAAAUCAGGGUGCUCCACCGUUCUCAUUCCGGCAAGGGUGCUACAGACGCUUCAACAACACUUUAACACGGUGGGUACGACGUCGCCGUCCAACGCUCCCAGUGGUGGUUCUCCCGCCAACCACCCUUGGCGUAACGAUGUAUUGGCCAGAAUAAAUGGAUUGCUGUCGCAAAAAAGGGAGCACGCCGAGUUCCAAACUCGGCUUCCACCUCGACCGGCAUACUCUGCACCGGAAACCACCAGUUAUCACCCGGAGGUGUUACAAUUACCUCAAGAAUGGACUUAUUGAUCGGACAACGGCCGGCGGCCGGCCAACGAGUUAGGAAUCAUUCAAGCGACAUUGGAGAAAGGCAAAAAAAAAUAAUAAUAAAAUAAUAAUAAUAAUAAUAAGUGGAUUGCACUAUUGGAGAUGAGGAUGAUGAUGGUGAUGGUCAUCAUAAAAUAAUAAAAUUAAAGAAAGGGGAAUGACUUUCUUGUGGUUUAAAUAAUUGGUCAAGGAAUCUACAUGUACACAAGUUUGAAAUAAUUGAUGUAUGGAUAUAGGAAGUGAUAUGAUAGUGUGGGUAAUAAGGUUUGAAAAAAGAAAAGGCGAUUGAUUAAAAGAUCUCAUUGGUUGGUCGUACUUGGUUGGAUUGUGGUAUUGAAUUAAUUAUCAGUGUAUUUCAGGGGUCGUGAAUUGUGCCCGGAUUUGCUAGAGAUAGGCUAUCUGAAAAGCCUAAAAUGGGUUUAAAUUUCAUGUUGUGAAGUGAUUGGAGGGAUGUACAGAUAUUUUUCUUUUAGCCAAUCCAAUAAAAAAAAAUUCAUUC
This is a messenger RNA of Oldenlandia corymbosa var. corymbosa, 2240 nucleotides long. The record is from the annotation of a GenBank genome assembly. Lineage: Eukaryota; Viridiplantae; Streptophyta; Magnoliopsida; Gentianales; Rubiaceae.